Messenger RNA from Cadophora gregata, 4550 nucleotides. RefSeq lists its product as uncharacterized. The coding region runs from base 877 to 4119 and encodes 1080 amino acids. The transcript is spliced from 2 exons. NCBI's taxonomy places the organism in Eukaryota, Fungi, Ascomycota, Leotiomycetes, Helotiales, Ploettnerulaceae. The record is from RefSeq and is a predicted model, not a curated record.
CCUUCCCUUCUUCCUAGACUCUCGCUCCCUCUUCGAAACUUCAAAAAUCAACUCUUCUCUUUCCUGAACCUGCAAUUUCCUCCGCUGUCCUCCCUCUCUGUCCAGCGUGAUUCUUCCAUUUAUCCCUCUGAGACACUUCUUAACAUUCGUCUGAACCACACCACGCUGUUCCUCAGCCUUCACAUGCGGAUACCGACUGAUCUUCCACUGGCCCAGAUACCGGAAGCUGCCUUGUGGCAGGAACACGAACACGAACACAACAGCUCGCCAGCUGGUAUUGCACUCUUCCACCUAUGCUGAAUUCUUCCGCAGCAUCUUGACUGGCUUUGGCUCUGGCUCUACGAGCUGAACUGCAUUGUUUGAAGGAAGCUGGCCUCGGCAGAGUGUCCCUCAAACAGCUGCACGCUGCAAAACACUCCUCCACCAUACGAUACAAUAGAAUCCCAUCUCACGCACCCUUGAUUCUUUUGAACUCUGGCAGUAAAGCCCACACUUCUGGCUGGAUUGCCACUUCCUGCUGUUCUUGAUCAUCUGCAAGAUACCAAGGCUCAGAACUACCCCGCUCACACAGUCAGUCCCAGUCAACUGACUUACGUCAAGCCCUCACUUGCUAUGAACCCGCACGAACCUACUAUCAGGAUACAUCCGCGCACGUUCUGAGCGUCGUAUUGUGAACGGUGCAUCUUUUGGGUUGGUUGGCCUCCAAAGGUGAUGGAAACUCCUUUCCACAGAUCCCAAGCGACUCCACGUUCCUGAAUGUAACUCCGUACUUCUAACAGUUUGAAAGCUCGUUCAAGAUAUAGCCAGCAACUUAUUGCAACUGAAGGCUCUGUUGAUUUAGUGUACGAGCAUGCAACGAGAAAGAUAACAGGAAAGAUGCUUUCAUCAACAAUGCCCUCUACCUUGAUGGCAACGACUCUACAGCAACCCUUACUUCCCUCCUCAACUCUGAUUCUGUCCACGAGACGCUUGCCACGAAGACCUCAGUCACACCAACAAGCCCGAAAUUUCCGCCUAAGUUUGUGGUCGUCAUACCUUGACCCUACCUUCCAGAAGGAAACUCGACGCCGAUAUCGACGCGUGGAGAAACACAGACAUAUUGAGGCUUUAAAUCGGAAGCUGUCGUGGGACCGCCACUUUCCUAUCGGUCAGCAUGCGGGACUGAAGGGGUUCAUGUGUAGCGCAUGGCGCGGUCACGACUCUAGACCAGGUGGACGAUGGGUAAAUGUUGAGGAUCUCAAGACUAUCAGCGAGAAAACGCAGUUCAAUAAUGAGGGUUCUCAUGAUAAAUUUGACAGGAGUCGCUUCGAGAGCUUUGUGAAUAACCGGGAGUCAUUAUAUGACUUUAUUCGUGCCAGGUCACGUAUAUUUUGCCCCGGUUGGACAAGCAUGAAGCCCGAACCGAGCAAUGCCACCUCGUCAACAGAUCCUUCGCCUCAUGGAUUUACGAAAUCCACAACAUAUGGGCAGGAGGGGUUCAGGAGACGGUUUCAGAAGCAGGAGGAGAUUUCUGCUGAGCCAGCAUACGAAAUCGACCCUAUCACUAAUCGACGAGCUCCAAAGGAGACUCAAUCGAAGAAAGCCAGCACUGACGAGAUUCCCGUGAAGACGUUUGAGGGGUAUCGGUCUCAAUUUGAGGAUUUCGAGCCUCCGAGUUCAACGGCAGAACCCACAUCCCCUGAAAUCAUUCAUUCGUUGAGUACUCGUUUGAAAGGGUAUCGGAAGAUUGGAGUUGAGACAAACGAUGAAAGAGAUCCAGUCCAGGAAGGUCUCAAGUCCUAUGAUGAAAAGGUGGAUUAUGAGUCUGGUCGGUUUUACGACUGUGCAGGCAUCGAUAUAGAUUACUCUGAUCCAGUGCAGAAUGGGUUGAAGCGCUACGACAACAAGAUUUCAGACGGAAAAGCGUGCCCCGAGAAUGCGGCGAUGGCCAAUGGCGGAGACGCAGCUCAUGAUGGGUAUGUAGGUUACGAUGCCAAUACUUUCUAUAGACAAGGUCGGCCAAGAGAGGAACACAAAGAGCAGCCCGGACAAAAUGACCCAAUCACUCAAGCCAUGAAGGCCAAUAAUUCUGAAAGUCAGCAACCAAAAAUGGUAAAGAAGACGGAACUGAAGCCAGAACCACUGAAUCCAGUCGAACAAGCGAUCCGAGAGUAUGAGAAAUCCGAAUUGUAUAGACGAGAGCGGAAGAAAAGGCAUGCAGAUUUGCUGUUGAAAGCAAUUCAGGAUUACCAAGUGAAUUAUCAGAACGUUGCCACGAAUCUGACAGGCGCGAAGCUUGAUGCAGAGAAGUUGAACCCCGUGUUGAGAGCCAUACAGGAAUACGAGAGCACUGCUUUGGAUGAACACCAGGAACCGCUUGAUCCAAUUCUAAAGGCAUUCCGAGAAUAUAAAAUCGCGGCUCAGCGUACUCAGGACGACAGCAGCCGUGAAGAUGGGAUACCAGCCCCAGAGCAGCUUAAACAACUGCUCCAAUCAAUCGAAGAAAAUAAAUCCGUGGUAUUCCAGGGCGCGGCAGCAGACAGUCAAUCACAGGAGAAGUGCCCGGUCCAAGAAGGCUUGAAAGGGUACGAUGCCAAAGUCAAUCAUUAUCAAAAGCCAUCCGAGAUCAGGCAGGCAACUGUGAAGUCCUUGGCAUUCGCUCCCAAACCUCCAGCUGGAACAGAAAUGAGAAUCUUCGCAGAAGAUACGACUGAAGACCUGGAUCUCCUUCGAACAAGCGAUGUACGUGCCGCUUCAGGAAUUAUUAAGAGCCCUGCAAAGGAGACCGAGUCAGAAAAGCUCGCAAAGAGAAAGGAACUUGAGAAUAAUUUUGAUAGCUUCCAAAACGUGACAAGCUCUGCUGACGAAGCUGCGGCUGCCGAAAAGGUACACGCUUCGCGGAAACUGGCCGAAGAACUCCGGAUCGAGCACAGCGAGCUAUUGAACCACGCAGCCCAUGCUCGCGGACGAAUCGAUGAUAAGAUCGCAGAAGUUGAAGGAGGUUGGAGGCCUGACACUCCCACAAAGAAGCUGUCGGGUAACUUUGCUCGAGACUUUCCUGAAGAAUUUGAGGCGAAAUGGACUGCCACGGAUGUCACUUCAGCAGGGCUUACUUCUCAAUCCAAGACAGAGAGCGAGACUGAUCCAUUAGUUGGUCUUGCGCCGGAAUCAUUUUCUCGAGAUCCCACAACUCCUCGAAUGGAGACUUCCCUUGAUCGAUCGACUUCACGAAUGAGGGACAGAUCCGUGGAGACACAAAAUAGCGCAUCUUCGAUACCUAUCGGACUGGCUUUGGAAAAGCACGGCGAGAGCGCACGAAGUCGAAGGGACAAGAAAGAGAUCCGAGAUCGGAAGAACCUUGUGCGUGAGAUCCGGGGCAUAUAUGAAGAAGCAUACGGUACCAUUGAUACCAAGCAUCGCCAAGUCCAAUUACCAAAGACCACAGUUGCGAAACAGCAGAGCACAAGUCAAUCAAGUGGCCAAACUCUUCAAUCCCCUGCGACGGCACCACCGCCAACAAUGUACAAGAUACUAGCAUAUGAUCCUACGAUGCAGUCUGUCAGCACGGCAGAGACUACGUCGAUUGUCCCAGACUCGUCUGAUUCGUUGACGCCAGCAGAUGUCCUUCUCAGACUAUCGAAUCCAUCGAAAUUCUUUCCUCACUUUCAGUCUCUUCAAUCCCAAGGAUAUGAAAUAGUGGCGGGCAGUGGUGACGUUCUGGUUUUCCGGAAAGUUCGAUCGGGCGCCCCAGUCUUGCCCAAGGUGGAGACUCCCGCCGAGGCACACGCUAAGGCCGUCACUCAGGAGCGCAAGAGAGUUACGAAUCCUAUUGAUGGCAUGCAAAGUACACCUAUUACAGGUGACUUUGCUAGUCCAACCGGUUUCGUCAACUACGAUCUUCCUCGUGGCACCGAGGCUCCCUUCAAGUCCAAUAUUGAUGUUCGUCGCGAAGAGCCAGUCUUCAGUGGCCGACGGAAUUGGGAAGAUGAAUCUGAGGAGGAGAAACCCAGAACCAAGGGUAUAGGAAAGAGGCUUUUGGUGGGCGCGGCGUGGGUAGCGGCUUGUUCGUAUGCUGUGGGUGUGGUAUCCGAGUUUUUCAGGACAGGAGGGAUGGAUGGGAUGGGACCGCAGGGCUUUUGAAUGACAACGUGAUGAGAGCAUGGUAGCGGGCAAUCUUUGCCAAACGAGCAGUAUGUUCACAGGUUAUUGAUCACUAUGCAUCUUCACUUUCUAUGGCAAGAGUGUUGGUUUUGGAUGUUGGAGGAGAGCAUUGUGUUGGUUCUUGUCCGUGGAGUGUUGUUUCUUCCUGGUUUUCUGCUACCUUUCUCCUCUCUCAUGCACAUCCACAAACCUACGCGCUACCAAGCAAUUAUUAGAUACCAUUAUCCACUCCAAAUUAAGACUUCUCUUCUCGCAUUUUCUCCAAUUUCGAUUUUAGGCUCCAUUUAUGGGCUCGAGGCGUCGACUUUCCGUUCCAUUUCAUCUCAAAUCGGUCCGACCAUCCCUAAGAAGAUAAAUUUACCUUAUCCCACUUUCACUUGUUGAUUUUCGUGCAUCAUGUAAACAAUGCC